UAUUAUUCUGUAUAAUUCAGGUUCAGAAUACUUCUGGUAACACCUCAGAAAAAAGAUGUUCAUGGCAACAUGACAAUAAGGGAGGAUCUUGAGCUUCUAAAAUUAACCCACCAACAAUAUUAAUAAGCAAUGAACCACAGAGAUUUGGUGGGACAGCAGAGUUGUAACACUCCUCUGAUGAUGGAAGAAGAAGAAUACGAACUCUGCUUUCCACAACUCCUCAAUGCCUCCUGCAAGAAAAUAAAGCACUCUUAUUUUGGAACUGUGUUUCUCUCAUUUAUACUUUGUUUUAUUUCUCUGAUCACUGUACUUCUCAACUUGCUGCUCAUCAUCUCAAUCUCUUAUUUCAGGCAGCUCCAGACCUCCACCAACCUCAUCCUCCUCUCCCUGGCUGUCUCAGAUCUCUUUGUGGGCCUUCUACUUUUCUUACAGAUUACGCUGACAGAUGGAUGCUGGUAUCUUGGUGACAUUGUGUGUAUUUUAUAUUUUAUUUCAGCUGUAAUUAAUACCUCUGCUUCAGUGGGAAAUAUGGUGCUCAUAUCUAUUGACCGUUAUGUGGCUAUAUGUGAUCCUCUACAUUAUCCCACAAAAGUCACAGUGAAACGAGUUCAAGUUUGUAUUUCACUCUGUUGGUCUUGUUCUCUUGGUUAUUCCAUUGUGAUUUGGAGUGAUAAUCUGAAACAGCCAGGCAGGGUUAGUUCCUGCUCUGGAGAGUGUAUUGUUAGUGUUGGAAUUAUUGAACAAUUUGUAGACCUUUUUUUAACCCUUGUUAUUCCCAUAACUGUCAUCAUUCUGCUCUAUCUCAGAGUGUUUGUGGUGGCUGUGUCACAGGUGCAGGCCAUGCGUUCCCAUGUUGCAGCUUCCUCACAAAAACAUUCAGGAACAGUUAUUAUCCAGAAAUCUGAGCUGAAAGCAGCCAUGAUUCUGGGGGUUGUUGUGGUUGCGUUUUUGAUGUGCCUGUGUCCAUAUUAUUGUGUCAUACUUACAGCUCAGAGCACUAGACUAAAUAAUGUAUCAGCUGUGUUUGUUUUAUGUUUGUUCUAUUUUAAUUCUUGUCUCAACCCCAUGAUCUAUGCUGUUUUCUAUCCCUGGUUUAGAAAAGCUAUAAAACUCAUUGUUACACUUCAGGUACUGAAGUCUGGCUCAGCUGAUUUCAGAAUAUUGUAAAGUAAAACUAAGGGAUACAAAAAGCCUUUAAUUGGAUGCUCAUGAGUUACUCUGCCA
Messenger RNA from Nothobranchius furzeri (turquoise killifish), 1224 nucleotides. Its product is annotated as trace amine-associated receptor 13c-like. Lineage: Eukaryota; Metazoa; Chordata; Actinopteri; Cyprinodontiformes; Nothobranchiidae. The record is from RefSeq and is a predicted model, not a curated record. Gene Ontology annotation, biological process: G protein-coupled receptor signaling pathway. Gene Ontology annotation, molecular function: trace-amine receptor activity. Gene Ontology annotation, cellular component: membrane.